AUGGGCCUAUACACCCCUGAGCCUGACCUGUGCGGCCACUUCUCUCCGCAACACAAUGCUUGGACAAAUGGCGACCCAUCAUGGUCCGGCUUCCUUGCUCUGCCUCUGCCAGCUGCCCAGUCAUCAGCAUUUCUGCCUCUGUCUGGCGCAGCUGCCCCAGUCCAGUCUGGGGCGGCUCACCCUCCCGUACCUGCCUCACGGCCACCUGUCCCUGUGCCACCCAGGACUGCCCUUUACUAUGCUACUGUAGUAGGGGCUGCGGGUGCAGCCUCUGCAUUGCAGGCUGGCAUGCCUGCGACCCUCCAGGAUGUAGUUCAACUCCUGCUGGAAAUCCGGGCCAAGGUCAGGGACUUGAGUGUGAGGGGUCACUGCCUUGGAGCGACAGCGGGACGCAGCGAGCCUUCCGCCCCAGCCAGUGCCCACCCCUCUCUAGCCAGCGCCCCAACCUGCCCGCAAGAACCAGCCCCAGAGUGUGCCGGCCAGCCCCCAGCCCUAACUAGCGUCUGCUGUGGUCCAGCAUGCCCCAGCCCGCAGCCUCAGCCAGUGUCUGUCCCGGUACGUCCUUCGCCCCAGUCUGCCCCUGAUAGCCAGCCCCAGAGUGUGCCGGCUAGUUCUCAACCCUGGCGAGUCCAGCCACCAGCCCCAGUCCAGCCACUGCUCCCACCAGCCCCGGCCUAG
Molecule: messenger RNA, 678 nt
Organism: Portunus trituberculatus (swimming crab)
Lineage: Eukaryota; Metazoa; Arthropoda; Malacostraca; Decapoda; Portunidae
Product: lysine-rich arabinogalactan protein 19-like
Exons: 4
Coding region: 1-678 (225 amino acids)
Source: RefSeq, a predicted model, not a curated record